This is a messenger RNA of Helianthus annuus (common sunflower), 813 nucleotides long. RefSeq lists its product as uncharacterized. The record is from RefSeq and is a predicted model, not a curated record. The transcript has a single exon. Lineage: Eukaryota; Viridiplantae; Streptophyta; Magnoliopsida; Asterales; Asteraceae. The coding region runs from base 88 to 537 and encodes 149 amino acids.
CUUUCAACACCCCUUCUUCUCUCUCCUCAUCCCACUCUCCUCCUUUCUCUCUCGUUAAUUUUACACUUUACACCCCUCUACCAUUUCAUGGCGGAAACCACCACCAAACGCCACCGUGACGCCGCCGGCGACACCCAAACUGAAACCCCAAAACGCCAUAAAAUAUCUUACAUUAACGAACAACAAGAAACCACCCAAGAGUUACUAGAUUUCUUCACCAAUCUCCCAUCAUCCGACCCGUUUCUUGAUUUCACCCAGUUACAACCCGGACCCGACCCGGAUACAAAUGGAGAAUCAGUUGAUGAUAAUAAUGAUGAUAAAAAUAGUGUUAUUAGACACCUUCUAGAAGCUUCUGAUGAUGAAUUGGGGAUACCCAGUAGGGUGGAUGAUAGUGGUGAUGGUGACGUCACUGGUGGUGAUGAUGACGUCACCGGUGGUGGUGGUGAUGGUGGUUAUGGGGAUUUUUGGUUGUGGGAGCUUGAAGAUGAGGCUGCUAAUUAUUACACUUUGUUGCAGAGUGAACUGUUUAUGCAAUAGUUUUUAAGUUGGAGGGUUAGAAGUGACUAAGUAGGGUAUUUGUGGGGGUGUGAAGGAAAGUUACUGAGUAUGAAAAGAAAAGGUUUUGGAGUUUUGGUUAUGGACCUUGUACUCUAUAAGAAACGCUGAAAUACCCCUCAAAUGUCUAUUUAGAUUUAGAAGUUAGAGAAGUUAGAACUUUAGGUUAUUGAAAGUUUAGAAAGAAAAGAAUGUGUAUUUCCACUUGUUAAAUUCUUUUUGUUUAUAUGAAAAACAAGCUAUUUUGCUUUAUUAAAA